This is a messenger RNA of Medioppia subpectinata, 514 nucleotides long. NCBI's taxonomy places the organism in Eukaryota, Metazoa, Arthropoda, Arachnida, Sarcoptiformes, Oppiidae. The record is from the annotation of a GenBank genome assembly.
AAAAAACUAUUUCUAUUAUAAAUGCAAUGUUGACAGGGUAUAUAAGUCCGUAACACAAUUAAUAAGCAUAAUACAAAGUACAACCAUGGGUAAAUUAACAUUGUUACUAGUAUUAGGUGUAUGCAUAGCCGGGUCGCUGCAAUCGCCGCGCGGUUUCCGCAAUGUUGACCACUUAAUUGAAUACAUAAACAACGCCAACACUACAUGGAAGGCGGGCAAAAACUUUGACGACUCGUAUUCACUGGAGUACGUGAGGGGACUGAUGGGUGUCCGACGCCCGGAGGGGGCACUGGAUUACGUGGAGAGUGCGGCGCCCGUCUACUCAGGCGUUGACAUACCCGACGAGUUUGACCCGCGAGUCCAAUGGCCCGAAUGCAAGUCACUGUCGGAGAUCAGAGAUCAGGGCUCCUGUGGCGGGUGUUGGGCCUUCUCGUCAGUCGAGGCCAUGACUGACCGGCUGUGCAUCGCAUCGAAGGGCAAACAACAGGUGGAGCUGUCGGGCGAGGAUAUGGUG